AAAAAAUAUUUCCUAUUUUUUUUCAAUUUUCGAAAAGCAAAAUUUAAAUUCCGCAGUAAUAAUUUUUUUCGUACCCAACAAUGUCUUAUAACACCGAACUUGUUAGCAAUUUAAAUGAUUGGAAUAAAUGGAUUGAAGAAGCGAUUUCUAAAAAACUUAUUAAGUAUUAUGAGUAUGACCAAUUUUAUAAUAUUCAAGAAAUUGGUUCCGGUGGUUUUGGAAAAGUUUGUCGUGCUAAUUGGAAGAAUUCUCAUAAGCGUUAUGCAAUAAAAUCUUUUUUUAAUAUUAAUGAUGCUACAGUCAAAGCAUUAGUUCGUGAGAUUCAACUUCAACGUGAAGUUGAUUUUCAUGAUAAUGUUAUUCAUUUUUAUGGCGUCACAACUUCUUUUAAAGAAAACCAAAUAAAAGAAUAUUCGUUAGUGUUAGAAUAUGCGGAAAAUGGUACCCUCCGAAAAUAUUUGAAGGAAAAUUUUGAAAAUCUAACUUGGGACAAGAAAUAUAAUCUCGCAUUUCAAUUGGUUUAUGCAGUAUCAUGUUUGCAUGAUGAAGGGAUCGUGCACCGUGAUUUGCACUCCAAUAACGUGUUAGUCCAUCAGAAUACUAUUAAGCUAGCAGAUUUUGGCUUAUCAAAAAGAAUUGAGGAAACAUCUAACUCUCAUUCGAGAACAUUUGGAUUAAUUCCUUACACUGAUCCAAAAAGCUUUAAUAGUAGUACAACAGAAUUAUAUUUAUUAAAUAAGAAAAGUGAUGUUUAUAGCAUUGGAGUAUUGCUAUGGGAGAUAUCUAGUGGUCAGCCUCCUUUUCAAGGUAGACCGCAUGAUGUUGGUUUGGCUCUAGGUAUUUUACAAGGCCUCAGAGAGACACCUAUUCCCAAUACGUCUAUAGAUUAUAUAAAAAUUUAUACCGAUUGUUGGAAUAUUGAACCUGAUAAUCGUCCAACUAUUAAUCAAGUAGUUGAUGAAUUAAAACAAGAUUUUUAA
Molecule: messenger RNA, 980 nt
Organism: Rhizophagus irregularis DAOM 181602=DAOM 197198
Lineage: Eukaryota; Fungi; Glomeromycota; Glomeromycetes; Glomerales; Glomeraceae
Source: RefSeq, a predicted model, not a curated record